UGUUGUACCGCAUUUUUGUUUUGGUUCUCGACGUGAACGGACGUGUGUGCUCGUGUGAUGCGGCGCCAGCUGGCAGGUACAGACAUUCAAGGCAACUACUUCAAAAAAGCAGUAAUAAAUACGAUUUUACACAUUCACAUUCCAUUUUGAUUCUGUUGUGUGUGAAAAACUUAUAAGAGAAAAAGAAAAACAACAAAAGCACGAAACCAACGGCAAAUAACAAUAACAGCAGCGGCAACAACAGUAACAGCAUAGCAAAGCAGCGAAGUCAACGUCAAAACGAAGAAGAAGAAGCAAGAUAAAUACAUAGCAAUUUCGACUAAAUAAAGUUUACCAAACGUCGUCGGUACAAUCAGAACGUUCCGUUCCUGCGUUUCUGUUUUCCGUGCGCUCUCCUUUCCGUUCGUUCCGCGCGCCGCUCUCUUGCGGGAGAGAGGGUGCCACUUGUUGCCGGCUCAACUCGAACUCUCUCUUCCUAUUCCAUCAUUCCAUCGAUAUUGCAUAGGAUAAGUGAUUGAUCUGAUCCACCCACUGGCGGAGGUUUGUGUUACGACGACGACGCCGACGACGCUCAGUGGAAGCAGAAGAGCCCGGAACCUUUGGAAGGCAUGCAGUUUAUGGCCAGCGGUUACUCCUGCAGCAGCUCCAUCUCCUUCAGUUCCAGUUCCAGUUCCUUCCGUUCCACACUCUCGCGAUGGAGAGCGAGCAGCAGGAGGUUGGGGGCGGAAGUGCACCGUUAUGUCGCAUCUGCAUCACCACCCACCACCAGCACAACAACACCGCCACCACCACAGCGUCCACAGUGUCCACAGCCAACCUGCCAAUGAUACCCAUCUUCGGCGAGGAUGCGCUCUGGCAGAAGAUUACCACGUUGGCCAACGUCAAGAUCAGCAAAAACGACACGCUCCCGCAACAGGUGUGCGUCGGCUGUGCCAAGACAGCCAUAUCGGCCUGCGUGUUCAAGAAGAAGUGCGAGGAGGCGGACAGCUUCUAUCGCCAGCAACUGAGGCUCCAAAAAAUCGAGGGCGCGGAUUCGCUGGAGACGAGCGCCGCCGCCGAACAGGCCAAGAGCAGCGGCUGCAGCAGUGGCAGCGGGAGCAGCAGCGCCAGCGGCAGCAGCUCCACCAGCAGCAGUUCCUCCUCCGACGACGAGGACGAGGACAACGACCAGGACCAGGCUAACGACAAUGAAGAGGGCGCUGGAGAGGCACACAAGCGGCUGCAGAACGGCCAUGGCCACCAGGCAAUUAAUGGCCAUCGGGGAGACGAGGUCCCGGAGGAGAUGGACGAGCAUCACGAACCAGGCAACAACGAUGCGGAGCCGGAUGAGGGUCACCAUCGAAAUGGGCUCGAGUUGGCAGAUGAUGCCCAUCCCGAAGAUGAGGAUGAUGUGGAGGAGAUUAAUCACCUGAGCCACCAUAACGACGAUGGCGAAAUAACCGGCGUGCACCCCAAGGAGCCGUUCAACUUCAACUCGAUUCGCCUGAUGCAGGAGUAUAUGCAGCAUCAGAUGAACAAGUUCCCCAAUGGCUCCGCCACCGGUCCACCGGGUCAGGAUAUGGAGCUCGAUCUCGACCACCGGCACCACCUCCACCACGAUGGCGAUGGCGACGAUGAUGAUGAUGAGGAUAUGUCGCUGCCCCUGAUACCCGAAAUAGAGUUGAUCACGCCGGGCGACGAGGCGCCAGCGGAUCCCUCGAAUCCCAACGACCUGGUCAAUGGCGUGGCCGGCGUCGGCGUGGUCCAGGGCAUGCGCGGACCGGGCUUCCAGUGCCCCCAUUGCUAUCAGAUAUUCGAGAUGAAGCAGAUCCUCAAGGCGCACAUGCAGAGCGUCCAUGGAGCGCCGGGUCCGGUGUACGAGUGCAGCAAUUGCCGCAAGACCUACUUCUACAAGCGCUUUCUGGAGAAGCACAUACGGCGCGGUCGGUGUGUGAAGAAGCGUCGCAACCAGACCCGACCUAUGCAGUGCUCGGACUGUCACGUCCUCUUCCCCACGGGCCACCAUUUGGGUUGGCACAAGCGCACCGGUUGUCCCUCGAAGGCGGCCAAAAUGCCCCUGCAGCAGCUUUUCAAGCAGAACAUUGUGCAGUUCAACAACUUCCCCAAGCGCAUUGCCGCCGGCGGAGGAGCACGCAAGCCCACGGCUCCCGAUCUGCACAUCAACAAUCGCAAACUGGGCCUGGCCAACAAGCGAAAGGGACGCACUCGCAUCAAGCUGGAUGCCAAGAAGAUUGCCCUGGCCAAGCAGUUGAUACUGCGCGAGGCCACCACCACGGUGAUUGCCAACGAGCUGAACAUCUCGCGCACCUUCGCCUGGCGCCUGCGCAAGAGUCUGGUUAAUGGUGUCAGUCUCCAUGAGCGUGUGGUGGAUCCCUCGCAGGAGGAGCAGCACCUGCAGCAGCAGCUGCAGCAACAGCAGCAGCAUAAUCAUCAGCAGUUGCACUUGCAGCAGCAACAGCAGGAGGAGCAGCAGCAGGCGGCAGCUGCUGCAGCAGCGGAACGCGAACGGGAGCAUCACCACUUGAGCCUUCCCUACAACCACCUGGGCUUGGGUCUCAUCAAGGAGGAGCGACAGGACAGCGAGGAUGAGGAGGAGCAGCAGCAGCAGCUCCACCAUUCGCACCAUCAACUGGGCCUGGUGGACGAGUGUGGAGCGGAGGAGAUCGGAGCCGAGGAGACGGCCGGCUAUAUGGGCGAUGAGGAUGCCGUUUGCGGAUUGCUCCACAAUGGCUACGAUCCCGAUCCUGACUCCGAACCCAUUGAGCACGAUCCCUUUGAGGGCACCGACAACAACGACCAUCAUUCCAAUGGCAGACGGCCCAGCUCUGUUUCGCCGGCACCGCCACCACUGGCGCCGCCAUCGAUGGGCAGCUCCGGUGGGGUUGGGGUCCCGGUGCCGGUGCAGGUCCAUGCUGCUGCCGCGCGGACCGACGUGGAGGUCUAUAAGCGGCUGCUGGCCGAGUCGCAACACUUCCCCCACAUCGUCAACGCCCAGCAGUUGCAGAUGCAGCAGCAGCACCGCGAGCGAGAGCGGGAGCAGCGAGACCGCGAGCUGGAGCAACUGCAGCAGCAGAAGGUCCACAACGGCGGAAUGCCGAUGCUCACACGCUAUCCGCCCGCCGUCAUGCACGCCCUGCCCGUCAACCUGUCCCUGCGCUCCAUGCCCCACAUGAACAGCAACGAGAGCAAUGGGAGCUCCAGCAGCAACACCGCUGCCCCACUACCCGUUCCCGGCUCAUCCGGAGCCACCCCGACUGCCACUCCAACUGGCAAGAAGCCCCGCAAGCCGAACGUCUUCAUCGAUGACGAGAAAUACGCCAUGGCCAAGCUGCUGGUGGCCCAGAACUCCUCCACCAUGGAGAUAGCCAGGGCCCUCAAUGUCUCUCAGAUGACGGCCUGGAAGGUGCGCGAUGCCAUUCUCAAGGGAGUGCCGCUGUCGUACCGCAACAAGCGUUCGGAUGGCCGGCAUUCCGAGGAGUUAAGCGCCAAGGAGCAACAGCAGCAGCAGCAGCAGCAACAUCAGCAACAACAGGAGCAGCAGCAACGCCAGCAGCAAGAGAUGCAGCGACAGCAGCAACAGCAAAUGGAGCAAAUGGAGCUAAUCAAACAGCAACGCCAGCAACAGGAGUUGCUACUUCAACAACAGCAGCAGCAGCAACAGCAGCAUCAGCAGCAGCAGCAACAAAUGCGUCAUCACACACCAGCGGAAACAUCACACUAUCAGCAGCAGCAGUCGCCGCCGAAGAUGCUGCAUCCUCGCCGCCGCCUGAAGGCCGCGGAACGCGAGCUGCGCGACAAGGAGAUCACACGCGAAAUACUCGAGCUGAUCAAGGAGGACAGCAACAUUCAGUACUGGAAGGUGUCGGCUCGCCUGGCCGAGAAGGGCAUCAAUAUAUCGCCCUCGUCCGUCUGCCAGAAGCUCAAGUCGAUGGGCAUCCACCGGCGCUGGAAGCCCGGCGACAAGCCGCCCAUGCUGGCCAUCAGCCAGCUCAAGGCGGCCACUGUGGCGGCGGCAGCAGCAGCGGCAGCUGGCCUGGCCGGCGUCGGCGGCGUUGUGCCGGGCAGCGCCGCACUGGCCGGCAGCAGUUUUGGCCUGGCCGACGACGGCUACGAGCAGCAGCAGUUCGACAUGGGCGGGCCACACUUUCUCAGUGCCUUCACGCGCUAGAUCACACCGGACCGGAAGUAGUCGUCCUCCCCUUCUUGGCCUAGAUCUAGGACUUAAAUGUAGAACGCGUUGGAGUGGACGCAGACUCGUAGAAGGCAUUUUCUAGACAAUUACACUUGGCAGCUGUAGGUCCAAAAGGGAAUUUUAAGCUAUUGAAGAUAGUGUCCGCAUCUACGACUUUGGGUUUAAUACUGUUUUUUCGAGCAACCCUUAUCCAUAUGCAUAUAGACCAGCACAGCAUCAACAACAACUUGUAUUUUUUAUAUAGUAUUUGAGGAGAGUGCGCGCUUGAAACGUAUUUGUAUUUGUACUCGAUAUGAGAUAGCGUAUAUGGUAUGAUUCUGUAUUAGAUUUAUAUAUAUCCAAUAUAUAUAUGCUAAGCAUUCCUAGAAUGUCACACACACAAAGAAAUGAAGGCACCCAAACAACAUGUUCAUUCCAAGCGAGGAAACGGAAAUGAUUUCCCUUCCCCACUUUCAGCAGCUUCCUUUCCUCUUCCUCCAUCCACACACACUGCACCACCACACACACACUUAGCCGAUAAUGUUAUAAAUUAAUUAACAUAUUUAUUGAUCGCAUGCCGUCGUGUGUUUGUGUGUGCGUUCCAGCUGAGAAAUGUAUUUAAAGAUUUGCAUCACUUUUAAUUAAUUUAUUUAUACUCACGCACACACACCGCGUACGAGCAAUUAUUAUUCAGUACUGAACUUUAAGUUAGUUAAAUUAAUGCAUCAAACGAUACAAUAACAAUCAGAACAAAGCAAGCGGAAGCAGAACAAACAGCAGCUAAAGAGAAAGUUAAGAAAGCUAGCCACAUAAGUGCAAUUAUAACCUAAACCUAGAAAACCAGAUGAAUGUAUAGUGUAUUACGAGUGACCGAGACGGAAAAUGGGGGACUGAGGGAUGGGAGAAAGAGAGGAAACACUGGCCCAAACACCACUGUGCAUUCUUUUAGUGCGCAUUUCAAAAAUGAUUUAUUCGAAAGUCGUGAGUUGGUUCCCAACCCCUAAAAUUCCACUUCUAAUUUACGGCUUUUAGGCACUGCAUUUUACUUUUACAAACAUCUGUUGUUUUUGGUUGAGUGUAGAAACAAAUCUUAAAAUCUAAAAUAAGUUUAGGUCAAUUAAAGCAUCAAUUAGUUUUAUUUUAGAAAAACUUUCAAUACAUUCCCAAAGACAUACCAAAAUUCAGAAAAACCAUAGGUGCACACAAGCAAAAAUUGCAUUUUUUGUGUGCUCACAGUGGGGUUAAGCCAAUAACUUAGCAACUUUCACUUCCUAACUCUUUUCCCUUCUUCGUCUUGGUCGUUUUCCACAGAGACAGCUAUUCUGAAUCCAUCCUGCAAUCAAACCCAAAAUUAUGUAAAAAACGAUUAACUAAAAAAGAGUCGUAGCCAAUUGUUAGUUGAAAGUGAGAAAACCCAAUCUCCAAUAGAACAAAGUGAAGAACAGGCAAAUGAGGACAAGUUAAGCCGAGGACUCAGAACUGUAUUUACUUACAGCCCCUUUAAGGAACGUAUAUUUUAUUAUUCUUUUUUGUUGUAGUGGAUGAAAUUCGAUUCGUCUGCGAUUUAUUUUUGUAUAGCUUUUAAGAUCAACAGUUAGAGCAAGGGAGAUGGCAAGAGAGUGCGAGCGAGAGAGCGGUGGCGAAGGUUGACAUAGUAUUUUUUUAUAUUUUUGUACAAUUUGAAAUUGUAACUGCUUUCUAUCAAUCAAUCAAUGAUGAUUCCCUCCCUCCACCACAGCACACACACACAUGCAAAACACACACGCGCAUACUGCAAAGUAUUUUCGAUAUUCAUUACAUAUAAAUAUAUCCAUUUAUAUAAAUAUGUAACAUUUAAACGCAUACGAAACUAAAUUUAUGAAGUAAUUUUUUUUGUUUUUUUUUUUAUAUACCAUAUUUAUUAGCCGCAGCUUAUAAAAUAGAGAUACAACAAACGAUUACAUUUUUGUAUGAAAUGCAAGGAUGUCUAUGAAAUAUAAUUUACUAUACAUAACUAUACAUAUUUUUAAAGUAAUAAAUAAUAAUAAGGAUCCAUUGCAGCAGCAUCAACAAAUAGAACUGACGUGCCUAUGUAGCGAUUAAAUCUGACUAAACACCCACACGGAAACACCCAAGAUACACACACCUAGAGACAAGCCGAUGUAAUGCAUUAAAUAAUCAUUCCAAAAUGUCAUAUGAAGGAAAAGAAACGAAACAAAAUACAAGCAACAUUAUAUAUUUUUAAAUGAAUAAAUAAUAUUUCAAGAAAA
This is a messenger RNA of Drosophila biarmipes, 6420 nucleotides long. RefSeq lists its product as uncharacterized. Gene Ontology annotation, biological process: regulation of transcription by RNA polymerase II. Gene Ontology annotation, molecular function: transcription cis-regulatory region binding; zinc ion binding. NCBI's taxonomy places the organism in Eukaryota, Metazoa, Arthropoda, Insecta, Diptera, Drosophilidae. Gene Ontology annotation, cellular component: nucleus. The record is from RefSeq and is a predicted model, not a curated record. The transcript is spliced from 9 exons. The coding region runs from base 695 to 4168 and encodes 1157 amino acids.